CGCGCGAUCUCAGUCUUCGCGUCGCUGCCCUCCAGCAUUCACGCCUCCCGCGUCCGUUCCGCGGCGCAGGCACGACGCGGCUUCCCCGUGUAUACACGCGCGCGUCUCGCACGCACACGGUGCCGUGGACCACCCGUAUAUACCUACGUAUACACCACCGCCCUGAAUCCGGACGGGGACUUUAGCACACCAACACCUCCGCGGGAGGUGUGGGGGUGAGCCCCCAGAGUAGGUGUCAAUCCUAGCGCUGCUCAGUGACCAUCGCGGCGCCACCCAAGUAACACCUUUCGUCCGGGCUCUUGCUCGGCCUCGACCGAACCUCGUCGUCGGACCGGCCGCAGCCGAGAUCAAACGUUUCUCCGUGAAAUCGUCGUCGACGUCAACUUGCGCGCGCGUGUGUCGGUCAACCGGCAUGUGACGACGGAGUCUUGGACCAGUCCUUCCGUCGGACGAUCGGCGGGUGUUUGAAACUCGAAGGGAACUCGAGGUGACUGAGGAAGGGUCAGUGAUCAGUGGGCGUAUAGUGGGUCUCUCGACGAUGGGAGCGACUCUUAUCCUGAAAAUCUACCACGCGGCGUCCUCGUAGACGUUCGCGAGUGCCAGUGGAAGUAAGAUACUUUGCUCGUCCCGGCUGAUCGAGUCGUAAGAUGUCGAGCGGACGGUUCUCGACGCUCCUUCUCGUCGGCAGCGAUUUCCCGCGGCUGGAAAUUCGCGCGGAAAAAGAAGAAGAAGAACGCGGGCGUUCCGACUCGCGAUUUUGAGUUUGGGCCACGACUUUGCUCCGAGACUCGUGCGCGGGUGUAUGUGUGUGUGCGCGAAUAUGAGGAGGAACGAGCGCGAUCGUUGAACGAUCAUCGACAGUCCGCGAGAAGAAGAGAGAGAGAGAGAGGCGCCCAACUACGAGAGGCGAGAACCAGCAAACAAGAGAGCAGCAUCUCGAAGCAUCACUGGCAGGCUGAGUCACUCGAAGAGGAAUCUCGCGCGACUCGGCACACUCGCCCGUCUCGAUGAGAUUCGAACAAGACACGGCGUGCAGGGGUACCCACUGCGCCAGCACUCCGCAACCCUCCGCGCUGCAGCAGCGAUCACGGCCGGAAAAGGAGGUGGUGGUGGAGGAGGAGGAAGACGAGGACGAGGACGACGACGACGGCGGCGAUUCCUCGAGGAAGGACGUCGAGCAACGACGUAGCAGACCGCUUGGCGACAUAGAAUUGGAGGCUAACGUGGUCGAGGGCGCGAAUACGGGGCCGCGGGCCGAGGCUGGGGGGCCUGGGAUGGCGUAUCCCGCGUCAGCGACGGCUCUCAAUCAGCACUCGCCCUUCGCAAGCGCGAUCGCCGGCGGCACGCCGCCAGCCAGCAAUCCGAACGGCCACAUCGGCGCCGGCACCGGACUCCUGCCGGCACCGGCGGCGCCGAGGCCGACGGACUUUAGCGUCUCCUCGCUGCUAACCGCGGCGAGCACCCAUCCGCCCGGUAUCCUGGGCGGCUCGUCCUCCCAGAGCAGCGCUUCACCGCCACCCGGUGGACCCGGGAGUCCCGCCGCGGCUCCGGAAACGCCGCCGCCCUUACCCGCGAGCGGCCAACGCGACCUGUCGCACCCAUCCUCAGCGGUGGCGGCCGCGAGCUACUUCAGCGCUGCCGCCCUGGCGGCGGCGGGUUUCUACAAUCCCAAUCUACAAUCUCAUUUACCGCCCACCAGCUCCCCGGGUCCUACGGCGGCCGCGGCAGCCGCCGCAGCGGCGCAUCAUCUCCAGGGCAAGGGCAUCCUCGGCGGCGCGCAUCAUCAUCCGCAUCUCAAUCCGCACGCGAUCACCCCGCCAGGUGAGCAGCGCCUUUUCUUUCCACGCUUCCGUCUACUACUGGAUUCUCGCCUAGGCCUGGGUCCGCACACGCCGGAAGAGGCCGCCGUCCUUGCGGCGGCCGCAGCGGCGUUACAUCAUCAUCAUCAGGGUCCCGGCGGUCCUGCGAUGAGGCCCCUGAGGCCGCCGCUGCCGCCGGGGAUGCUCCAUACGUCGCCGCAUCCUCUGGCGACGCAUCAUCCCCUAACGGCGCCGCAUCAUCCCCUCGUCCCGCCUCAUCAUCCGGAGGAGGACGGCGUCGUUGACGAUCCCAAAGUCACGCUCGAGGGCAAGGAGCUCUGGGAGAAAUUCCACAAACUCGGAACGGAAAUGGUCAUUACGAAGAGCGGCCGGCAGAUGUUUCCUCAGAUGAAGUUCCGUGUUUCCGGUCUGGAUGCUAAGGCCAAGUACAUCCUUCUGCUGGACAUUGUUGCCGCCGACGACUACAGAUACAAGUUCCACAACAGUAGGUGGAUGGUGGCGGGUAAGGCGGAUCCGGAAAUGCCGAAGAGGAUGUACAUACAUCCGGACUCUCCCAGCAGCGGCGAGCAGUGGAUGCAGAAGGUCGUGAGCUUCCACAAACUCAAGCUCACCAACAACAUCAGCGACAAGCACGGCUUUGUAAGUACUACGAUACUGAACUCGAUGCACAAGUAUCAGCCGAGGUUUCACCUCGUGCGAGCCAAUGACAUCCUGAAACUUCCGUAUUCGACGUUCAGGAGUUACGUUUUCAAGGAGACGGAAUUCAUCGCCGUGACGGCCUAUCAAAAUGAGAAGAUCACCCAGCUGAAGAUCGAUAAUAACCCUUUCGCAAAAGGAUUUCGGGAUACUGGCGCGGGAAAGCGCGAGAAAAAGCAGGCGCUACUGACAGUAUCGGGCGGCGGUUCCCGUUUGACAGCUGGCGGCCCAGCGUCGCCGGACAAGAGACGCUCGUCCAACUCCGCCACCGAUCUCAUGGACGACGAAGACAAACUGCUGGACGUGGUCGGGCCCGACACGCCACAUCCGGCCCACCAUCAUCGGGAACGGGAGCACUCCCGCGAGAGGGACGACCGGACGAGCGAGCGAGGCGAGGGCAGCGAGUCGUCCGGGUCCGAGAGCGGUGGCGGACCGGGUCCGACCGGGUCCGAGGGUCCACGACCGGACGUUUCCGUCGGCCCGCCACUUCAUCCGCCGCUCCUGCCGUAUCUGUAUCCGCCGGUUCCCGGACUCUACCCUGGUCCCGGUCCCCUGAUACCACCCUCGCCUCUCGGUCUUCACGGCGGGGUCACUCCCGGUAUGCUGUUCAAUGCCCAGCUGGCCCUGGCGGCCCAGCAUCCGGCUCUCUUCGCGCACUAUCCGCAUCCCUUGGCGAGUCCCUUGCAUCAGCUGAAAGGUCACAGAUUCGCGCCUUACACUCUUCCGGCGCCUUCGCACGGCUCCGCUUUUGAGACCGUGACACCCGGCAGCAGGACCCUGAGUCCAAGAUCGCCACCGCCCAGGCCGCCAACUGAUUCCCCGACGCCGACCGGCGGCGCUCUGACUUCGACGACGCCUAGCUCGGCCGGUGAGCUCAAGUCGAUCGAGAACAUGGUGAACGGGUUGCAGGAAAAGAGACGGAGAAGUCCUAGUUUGACGCCCGGACAUCGGGGCGACGACGCCGGCGGAGGGAGUCCGUGACAGGAGAACGAACCUGUGAGCAGCACGAAGGACGACGAUCCCAACGAGGACUGCGCCGACGAGUCCGGCGGCGACCCGGAGGACCUCUCCGCCGACGAGAGGGAGCCGGACUCCACGUCGGAGCCGUCGUAGCGGUAGGAACGUCGGGUGCUCGAUUCUCACUACCUCUCCUUCCUUGUCCUACUCGGGAAUCUUGGUCGCGCCCGAUCGUUCGCCAGGAUUCUCCCUGGACGUGCCGGAGGGGAACGAGGAUGGCCGGACUCUCAUACUAUAAAGUGCAAUUUUAUUUCCGGAGCAGCGUCGCGCUCGAGAAGUCGUGCUCGCGAGCGAAAAUGACGCUCUUCGUGCUUUCGGGACAGGACAAGGAGUCCUUCGCGUGUUUCCUGUAUCUGUAAAUAGACCUCUGUGCGCGAUUCGCGCGUGCGUUUAGGAGUAUAUCUCUGUUGAAAAGACCGCGUGGUCGGGGUACGGUAGACUCUCGACGGACGUAAUGCUCUGCGCCUAUCGCGCGUUAAUGUAAAUUUCAACGAGACGCAAGGGUGAAUGCGAUAGGAACGAAAAUGAAUGCGGGAGAGAAAGAGAGAGAGAGAGAGAGAGAGAGAGAGAGAGAGAGUCUACGAGCGCGUACCUGUAUCUCGUGUGAGUCUACGUUCUACCUGUGUACGUUAGGUCUUAAGGGGGAAAGAAAAACAGAGAACGAUAUUGCAAUAUAAGAGCACCUCCUACUAUUUGCAGUCCCUGUACAUAUGUACCCUAGUGAUAUUAUAUAUUAUAUAUUAUAUAUAUAUAUA
This is a messenger RNA of Nylanderia fulva, 4288 nucleotides long. The record is from RefSeq and is a predicted model, not a curated record. NCBI's taxonomy places the organism in Eukaryota, Metazoa, Arthropoda, Insecta, Hymenoptera, Formicidae.